AGUGAUUCAAAACUAUAUAAAUACUAUAUGGUGUGCAGUUAGCAUCAGAUAGUUACCUUAACUUUAUCAAUUCAUGAUGAUCGCUAAGAUUGCCCUUUUAUUUGCUGCUGUUGCAGCUGCACAAGCUUCUAUUAUUGCACCAGGACUCCUGUCACCUAUUGCAGCCAUUCCCACAGCAGUCAAGACUGGCUCCAUAGUAACAAUCCCUGGUGCAACCUCAGUCGACAAUAGAGUAAUUGUAUCCAAUGGCUUGGUUGGUACCACAGCAGUAAAAACUGGAUCAGUAGUAUCUCACUUGGCCUCUGGUUUAGUUGGUGCUCCUUUGCUCAACGCUGGAUUGCUCGGCGCACCCAUUAUGGGAAAGGGUUUGAUUGGAGCUCCACUGCUUAACACUGGAUUGAUUGGAGCACCUCUUUUAGGAAAAGGACUGGUUGGUGGUCCUCUUGCUAUCAACUCAGGAUUAGUUGCUCCUGGAGUUCUUGCUGCUCCUGGUCUUAUUUCUCCAAUCGGUUUACACGGAGCCGGUCUUCUUGCCGCUCCAGGAUUGGUGAAAACCAUUUUAUAAAUUUAUGUGUAAUUAUAAGUUGAUGUUAUUCCCAUUUUUUUUAAAUCAUUCUAUACAAUGUCCACAAACUCUUGAGGAAUUUUCUUUUAAGUAGAAGCAGAUAUGAUACUAUCAUUUCAUAAAUUACUUUCUCUUGUUUAACUUAUAGAUGUUUUCUUACUGUCCAAUUAUUCUGAGUAUUUUUUCCUGAAUGUAAUUAAAUUAUUUCUCUGUGAAAUUUCUUCAAUCAAUUUGUUAAUAAAUGUUUAAAUGUAACCAA
This is a messenger RNA of Parasteatoda tepidariorum (common house spider), 824 nucleotides long. RefSeq lists its product as uncharacterized. The record is from RefSeq and is a predicted model, not a curated record. NCBI's taxonomy places the organism in Eukaryota, Metazoa, Arthropoda, Arachnida, Araneae, Theridiidae.